This is a messenger RNA of Manacus vitellinus (golden-collared manakin), 801 nucleotides long. It is a transcript of the gene CSRP1, whose product is annotated as cysteine and glycine rich protein 1. Lineage: Eukaryota; Metazoa; Chordata; Aves; Passeriformes; Pipridae. Bases 30 to 608 code for a protein of 192 amino acids. Gene Ontology annotation, molecular function: structural constituent of muscle; actinin binding. The transcript has 5 exons. Gene Ontology annotation, cellular component: cytoplasm; Z disc; nucleus. The record is from RefSeq and is a predicted model, not a curated record. Gene Ontology annotation, biological process: sarcomere organization; muscle tissue development.
CCUGUUCCUGCCUGUGCUUUCCCUGCAGGAUGCCAAACUGGGGAGGAGGAAAGAAGUGUGGGGUCUGCCAGAAGGCCGUGUACUUUGCUGAGGAGGUGCAAUGUGAAGGCAACAGCUUCCACAAGUCCUGCUUCUUGUGCAUGGUCUGUAAGAAGAACUUGGACAGCACCACUGUUGCUGUGCAUGGAGAGGAGAUCUACUGCAAGUCCUGCUAUGGGAAGAAGUAUGGCCCCAAGGGCUAUGGAUACGGGAUGGGAGCAGGGACCCUGAGCACUGACAAGGGCGAGUCUCUGGGAAUCAAAUAUGAAGAGGGCCAGCCCCACCGACCCCCCAACCCCAACGCAGCCAGGAUGGCCCAGAAGGUGGGAGGAUCUGAUGGGUGCCCUCGCUGUGGCCAAGCUGUGUAUGCAGCUGAGAAAGUGAUUGGAGCUGGGAAGUCCUGGCACAAGUCCUGCUUCCGCUGUGCCAAAUGUGGCAAAAGCCUGGAGUCCACCACGCUGGCAGACAAAGAUGGGGAGAUCUAUUGUAAAGGUUGUUACGCCAAGAACUUCGGUCCCAAGGGCUUUGGCUUUGGGCAGGGCGCCGGGGCACUCGUCCACUCGCAGUGAGGCACCAGGAGCCGGCUCUGUGCUCGCCCAGGGCUUGUCCAAACCAGUCUGUGCUGCCCGACCCUUCCCACGCCCGCCGUGAGCAUCCUCACCGUCAUCCAGAGCCACCCGCUGCUUCUCCCUGCCCGCCCUGACCCAGCCCUCCCUGGAGCCAGGGCAGUCCCAGCACUGCCCCACCGGGUCCUGCUGGGGC